Molecule: messenger RNA, 639 nt
Organism: Drosophila guanche
Lineage: Eukaryota; Metazoa; Arthropoda; Insecta; Diptera; Drosophilidae
Product: tubulin-specific chaperone A
Exons: 1
Coding region: 53-511 (152 amino acids)
Biological process (GO): post-chaperonin tubulin folding pathway; tubulin complex assembly
Cellular component (GO): cytosol; microtubule cytoskeleton
Molecular function (GO): beta-tubulin binding
Source: RefSeq, a predicted model, not a curated record
CGCUCAGAUUUUCAGUUCGUUUUACACAAGUUCUACAAUUUGUGAACAGUUUAUGUUCCUUAGCAGCGCCAUGAACUGUCCGCACUUAAGCAAGCCACAAGCAAACGAAAAUGACUGCCAAGCCAAUCCGAAGCCUAAUCAGCACUCCACCACUGGCGGUAGUGCAUCCGAUCCACGUCUCGAGCAGCUGAUCGUCUAUCGCGCCCUGCUCAAGCACUUGCUGCACCAAAAGAUUCACUAUGACUGGGAACUGCAGCUGGAGGAGCAGCGUCUGGAGCGGUUUCGGCACGAGGGUCUCAACGAGAAACGCCUGAAGGUGCAGGAGCGGGUUGUGAUCAAUGCUCAGGCCAUGCUUCCGGGCAUUGUCUUCAAGAUGCGCAACGAGGUCGAUAGACUGCAGCGAAUGCUGGACAUCCACCAGCAGCAACUGCGGCAGCUUGAUCUGACGCUCUACGAACAGUGCCAGCAGCUGGUGCAAGACUCGAAGCAGAGCCUGGACGACGAGCCCUGAGACACUCGAGUAACAGCUCGAUUAUCAGCCAAAAUUUAAAUGUAAACUAAACUCAAACCUACAGCCUCAAGCCUUCGUUUGGUUCGAAGUGAAACCGCCCAAAUAUAGACCAAAUAUACACAGCUAAA